This is a messenger RNA of Paramacrobiotus metropolitanus, 2792 nucleotides long. Its product is annotated as basic proline-rich protein-like. The record is from RefSeq and is a predicted model, not a curated record. The transcript has 3 exons. Bases 599 to 2482 code for a protein of 627 amino acids. NCBI's taxonomy places the organism in Eukaryota, Metazoa, Tardigrada, Eutardigrada, Parachela, Macrobiotidae.
CCUGACCGUUUCUGCCAAGUUCUUGUAGAAGUUCUUAGGAAUAGAUUUUAAAACGAACAGACGUUCGCGCGUAGGAACAAACGUGUUCGAAGCCAACACUGCACACAAGGUGGCACGGUGUUGAGUAAACGGACAAGUACAACGACACAGUUUUUUCAAGUUUUUGAUUUUUAAAAUAUCGGUUACGGUCGCCUUGACUGAUGUAUGUUAUGUAAGUAGAUGACCGUGACAUUAAGCAGUUCUGGAAGUUUCCAUCAUCUGGAUUCGUGCUGGGAAGAUUAGGGAUUUCUGUUUGUGGUAGCUCGUUUGACUUACUUUGCUUUCUUACGGGGUAUAUUUGGAACUCAUUGAAAAACUCUGGAUUAUUACUGAUCGUUGCGUAAUGGUCAUUAUUAUUGUAUGAAGCGUAUGUUUUUUCCUGAUCGAGAGCGACAAUGCGCAAAGCGUACUUGAUGCAUCUCGUCGACUGCGGCUUCGAUAAAUUCAUUAUUAUCUAAGUGAUGUUCUGGAUAAUGCCGCAGAGCUUUUUGGGGUGAAAUAUUGACAUCGCACUGGUUUUUAUGAAAAAAUCAUUGAAUUCGCUGUGCAAUUUGGAAGUAUGACGUUAGCCGGCAUAACCGGUUUUGUGACCUUUGGAUUGGCAAACUUUCUUCUGUCAGGUGCCUCAUCCUCACAGUACGACAAUUCGUACGGGGAUUCCUCUGGGUAUCAGACAAACUCGUACAACUAUCCUGCUCGCCAUUACUACAUUCCUUCGUACAGUAUUUAUGUACCCUUGCCAAAGAAUCCCAGACCACCGGAUGUACCGGAUGCUCCUGGUGCUCAGUUAGGCUAUCCCUAUCUCCCCAGUAUCCCUGGAGCACCGAGUGGGCCAAAUGCUCCCAGCGCCGUGAUAGGCAUUCCCCACUUUCCACCCAAUCCAAAUUCCCCCAAUGCACCGCGACCAGAAAGCGGUUACCCGCUAGGACCCACGCAUCCGGCUGCGCCGCCGGCACCUGCCGGUCCGUCCAUACCGGGCGUCAAGCUUGAUGUGCCGUAUUUUCCCUCCAAUCCCAGCGCACCGCCUGCUCCCGACAUUAAGGCUGGCUAUCCAGCUGGACCCAUAUACCCUGAUGUACCAGGUGCACCCUCCGGUCCACCAAUACCCAAUGCGCAGAUUGGUGUGCCAUAUUUCCCUCCCAAUCCAAAUUCACCGAAUGCGCCAAAUCCACAAAGCGGUUAUCCAUUAGGGCCCACUCACCCGGCAGCACCACCGGCUCCAUCUGGUCCAUCCAUACCAGGCGCUCAAAUCGAUGUACCAUAUUUCCCAUCCAAUCCCAGCGCACCGCCUGCUCCAGACAUCAAAGCCGGCUAUCCCGCUGGCCCGAUGUUUCCGGAUGUGCCUGGGGCGCCUUCUGGGCCAGCUGUGCCCAAUGCCCAUAUCGGUGUUCCAUAUUUUCCUCCUAAUCCUGACUCGCCCAAUGCACCGAACCCCCAAAGCGGCUAUCCGUUGGGUCCAACACAUCCUGCGGCGCCUCCCGCUCCUUCAGGUCCUUCGGUGCCGGGUGCCAAGAUCGACGUUCCGUAUUUCCCGUCUAAUCCCAGCGCUCCUCCAGCACCGGAUAUCAAAGCCGGCUAUCCUGCCGGACCCACCUAUCCGGAUGUUCCUGGCGCUCCAUCGGGUCCCGCUGUUCCCAAUGCGCACAUUGGGGUGCCGUACUUUCCACCAAACCCCAACUCUCCCAAUGCGCCUAACCCUCAAAGCGGGUACCCAAUAGGACCUACUCAUCCCGCUGCGCCUCCCGCCCCGUCCGGCCCUUCUGUGCCAGGCGCCAAAAUUGAUGUGCCAUAUUUCCCAUCGAAUCCCAGUGCACCUCCGGCUCCCGACAUUAAAGCCGGCUAUCCCGCUGGACCCAUUUACCCUGAUGUUCCCGGUGCCCCCUCCGGUCCCGCAGUGCCGGGUGCACAUAUCGGUGUUCCGUAUUUCCCUCCAAACCCAAACUCGCCCAAUGCACCAUCUCCGCAAAACGGCUAUCCAUUAGGACCAACGCAUCCGGCAGCUCCUGCUGCACCUUCCGGUCCAUCUGUUCCUGGCGCUAGUAUUGAUGUACCAUAUUUUCCUUCUAACCCAAGCGCGCCUCCCACGCCCGAUAUUAAAGGCGGCUACCCGGCUGGGCCCUCGUAUCCGGAUGUUCCCGGUGCACCUUCCGGUCCUUCCGUUCCCGGUGCCCAUGUGGGAGUUCCGUAUUUCCCGGAUAAUCCCAUUGCACCGUCUGCUCCUACUGCCAGCAGUGGAUACAUUUCGGGGCCUUCCUACCCAUCUGCACCGGAUGCUCCGUCCGCGCCACCCGCUCCAGCGGCUAUGAUAACCUACCCAGGAUAUCCCGCCCAGGAUUCGUACGAUACGAACUAUUACCAUUAUGGAGGAAACAGCACCGGAAACGGGUAUUCAAAUGGCGGUAAUCAAACAAAUGUGGCGAAAUUUCAAAGAGAACUUAACUGACCUUUGCGCCUGUGUGGAAUGAGAAGAUUCAGCUGCUGACCGAAACUGAAUUGUUCGCCACCUAAAGGAUGUUUAAAGUACUUAACCCAUUACGUUUAUGCUUUUUUGUCCUUAAAGCUGCACUUACAUACUGUUUUCGUAAUGCGCCGUUAAGUUUAUGUAAGUACUCACUACUCAGCAUUACUACAUCGAUUUUGUUGGUUUGGUGGGAUCGGAUACCCCGAGUCUGUGCUUAACUGUUCCUAGUUGCUGCGAAGAGUCUGGACUCUUGAGACAUGACAGUUGCUAUUACAACAAAUUCAAAAAGUAA